Molecule: messenger RNA, 1772 nt
Organism: Triticum dicoccoides
Lineage: Eukaryota; Viridiplantae; Streptophyta; Magnoliopsida; Poales; Poaceae
Exons: 2
Coding region: 293-1216 (307 amino acids)
Source: RefSeq, a predicted model, not a curated record
CGCACGACAGAGAGAGAGGGAGAGCGCCAUCCCGAGAGAUGAGCAGCGGUGGCAGCAUGUCGCCGGCGAUGGCGAGGUCCAGCGGUGGCAGCAUGUCCCCGGCGAUGGCGUGGUCACCGUCAUCCAGGAGGCGGGAGCACAGGAACGGCGGCGGCCGCUUCAGGGCGGAGAUCGAGAUGGACACGGGCGUCGCCCUUCCCAGGCCGGUCAUCCUUCCUCUCGAUUCUUUCCUCCUUCUUGGUUCCGUCCUCCAACGUUUCUCUCCAUCUUGCUCUGUUUCUUCCGCGCGCCGAUGCUUGCUGAGCUCGCCUCCGUUCUCGCGGUCGCCGCCCGCCAUUGUUGCACCUCUCUGCCCUGCUCUGUUCAUUCAAGGAUUACUCGCUUUAUUCGCAAAAAAAAAAAAGGAUUGCUCGCUUUCUUGCUCGACGUAUCUCUGUUUCGGACCUGGUUAAUUGAUUCUUGGUGUUUGGUUCGUGACUCGAAAUGCAGGGGCCCGGAGCUUGGGUUCGCCGCCGCCGUGCGAGAGCCGCUGGUGAGGCUGCAGCGCCCCAAGUACGACUUCGAGAGGUGGGACUGGGGCUACUUCGCAUGGCCGCACGACCGUCUCGACGCCAAUAUGGAGAUGAGGGACAGCGAUCCGAGGGCGACAUUCGAGGCGGACUCCAAGGUGACAGAGAGCUUCCUGAGCCGGAGCACACUGCAGGUAGAGGCCGGCGAAGGCUUCCCGAGCCAGAGCUCGCCGCAGCUAGAGGCGAGCGAUGGCGGCUUCGCGAUCCAGAGCACGCUGCAGCUAGAGGCCGGCCAAGGCUUCCCGAGUCAGAGCACGCUGGAGCUACAGACCGGCCAGUGCUGCCUGUGUCAGAGCAGGCUGCAGCUGGAGGCCGGCCAGUGCUUCCUGUGUCAGAGCACGCCGAAGCUGGAGUCGGGCCACGGACAGGGCUUCCCGUGUCAGAGCACGCUGGAGCUGGAGGCCGCCGAGGGCUUCCUAAUAAGCCAGAGCUGGCCGCAGCCGGAGGCGAGCGACGGCUUCCCGAGCCAGAGCACGCUGCAGCUCGAGGCCGGCGAAGGCUCCCCAAGCGGCCGGAGCAUGCUGCCGGUAGAGUUCGACGACGACACGCCCCUCGGACGCUACGCGCCGUGGCGUCGGGGAUGCGCGGAGUCCAGCCCGUUCCUGCUCGACCAUUGCAUGGCACCGCAAGGUCGCUGGGCAUACUAGGAGCAGGAGCGAGCCACACCAUGACCAUAUCCCCCCUUGUCUGCAGCACACUGAGACAGAAAUAGAUCGCCAUGAAAGAUCGGACGACGAUCUGCCAACAUAAUCCCCAAAUCUGAAGAUUUUGGGUACGGGGUCUUGACAACAGGGGAGCUAAGCCAGGAGAAGCAGAAGGUCGUUGACGGGACGAUGGCGUCUGUUGAUUCGUAGGUUGAGACUUGAGAGGCUGAUGCGUCUGGCAUCAGUUUGCUGAUCGGGAUAUAGCAGGAGGGAGAAUUGAUUUUAACCCCUCCAGUUCGCUUGCCUUGAAUCAUAAACCCCUUUCUUCGUUGGCCUCCCUCUGAACCCCCCCUUUUCUGUCUAGCUCUUGCUGAUUGCCCCCCUGGCGUGGUUAUCUGCUCAAUUAGCUCAUAAAUGAAAGAAAUCUAGUCUUAUUAUAUUCCGAUUUGACUAAUAUGCCCUCAUGUAGUUUCCUCAACAUGCGAGAAACAGAGGAGGGCUGGCUCGUUCGUUUCAAUUCCCGCUUCUCUCCUUGUCCGACCUAGCCGCCAGAGCCACU